Molecule: messenger RNA, 495 nt
Organism: Penaeus vannamei (Pacific white shrimp)
Lineage: Eukaryota; Metazoa; Arthropoda; Malacostraca; Decapoda; Penaeidae
Source: RefSeq, a predicted model, not a curated record
AUGAGUUCUUCAUCAGACGCAGCAGAUAAUCGCAUUACCAGGAACCCUCGCUUGGCUUACCACCUGCAACAGGUACGGUCAGAACGAGCCCAAGUGUAUCAGGUGUUGCAGUUCUCGAGGAAGGCGGUGUACAGACCGGGGAUGAAUAUUUCCAUAGACGAGUUCCUGUGGAAAUUCAGGGGCCGUCUCAGCUUCCGGACUUACAAUCCGAGCAAGCGCGCCAGAUUCGAAGUGAAAAUUUACAGACUUUCGGCCAGUGACGGUGUAGGUGCUGGAUCUGUGUUCCGGAUAUACACCGGGAAACAGAAGGGUGAUAUGCCGUCCUCCCAGAAAGCGGUCAUGGACCUAAUGCAGGCAGAAGGGUUCUUUGACAAGGGGUAUACCGUAUUUAUGAACAACUGGUAUACCUCCCCAGUUCUUCUUAUAUCCAGGGCCGGAAGACGGGUGCCAUGGGGACGGCCAGGACGAACCGUCGGCAUAUGCCGAAAUAUUUGA